This is a messenger RNA of Photinus pyralis (common eastern firefly), 706 nucleotides long. RefSeq lists its product as uncharacterized. NCBI's taxonomy places the organism in Eukaryota, Metazoa, Arthropoda, Insecta, Coleoptera, Lampyridae. The transcript is spliced from 2 exons. The record is from RefSeq and is a predicted model, not a curated record. Bases 93 to 623 code for a protein of 176 amino acids.
GAUAAAUUUAAAAUUCCCAAAAAUUUUGCAAAUUCUUGUGAUAAAAUUAUUUUUGUUGGUGUUGGUCACUCUGGGUCUGGAGGGAAACAAACAUGGCGACUUCAUUUUCAAAAAUUCCUAAUGCUGACGUAUUGUACCACUUUAUUCACCACUGCGUGGACGAAUUAGUUGCACAAACUAAUACCAGCUUUAACUUCGACGAGGUAGAAUGGGCGAAAGAAGACCAGACCGCAGCAAAAAACUUCAUUCAACAUCUCUACAAAGCAAACAUAUCAAAUCAUUCCCAAGAACUAACUUUAAAUCAUUUGAAUCUGGCUCCUCAGUUAGCAAGACAAAUCGAGGAGUGUUACAACAUUCGAAGGAAUGAUAUAUUUCAGGUUGUUUUGCGUGACGAAGUACGUAAAGGCAGUAAGGAUGUUGUCGAAAAUAUCGAUUGGAAAUUGAAGUGGAUUAUGGGUAGUUCCAAACUGGAUACGUUGCGAGAACCAUUUUUACAAGUCGAUUUACAUUGUUUCAAAAAGCAAAAUGAUGUUAGAAAUACGUUUAAUUUUGAGAUGAAUUUAGACCAAGUUAAUCGAUUAAUUCAUGAUUUAGAGCAAGCUCUUGUAGCGUAUCAAUCCUAAAUGUUGCAUCUUAUUAUUUGUUAGUUUUUUAGAUCUAAUCAAUAAAUAAACUAGCUAUUGCUUGAACAACAAGCUUACUAUUA